Molecule: messenger RNA, 1928 nt
Organism: Ooceraea biroi (clonal raider ant)
Lineage: Eukaryota; Metazoa; Arthropoda; Insecta; Hymenoptera; Formicidae
Source: RefSeq, a predicted model, not a curated record
GUAAAACUUGCUCAUGUAAUUUCGUGACACAUUGUAGAAACGAGUUCUGUCGCAUGCGUGUGCGUGAAGAAGACACCUGCUUCGAUUUCGGUUACGUUUUUUAAACGCACAAUGUCAGCAUUUCUUCCCUGAGAGACUGAUCUCACAAUAUAAAUUUCAUAAUUCAUUUAGCGAUUGUGAAAGAGUUAUAAGGGUGCGUUCUGCGUUCGGAUCUGAACGGUGCUGUAUUGCAUAAUUAUGAGUGGAUUAAUUUGAAUCGGUUUGAAAGAGAAAGGCGCGGCCUCCGCGUGUCAUCUGCUUCUCAGUUGACGCGUCAGUGUACAGGGUGCGCCAGCGUAUGGACAAUGAUCUGGUGUUCUCUUUAUCUUUCUUGCUUUCUACAGGAUCCACGUAAAAUGUACUAUAUUAAUUAUAAAUAAAUUUUGUCAAGUAAAUAGAAUUUCCAAAACGUCGUCUUUUAGGACGUCAAAUAUCACCUUGCAAUUGUAUUAAAAAUUCAUAUAUCGAUAUCCUUGAUCCUAGAGUCAGUAUCAUGCGAAGGAAUAAUUCUUUAAAUAAAACAACGUAUGAUUAACGACAUGCCGCAAUUAUUCGAGAGAAACAUCCUCUCAGUUUCAAUUCGCACGUCGCAAAUGAAAAGUCAUUAGAAGCGAUCGCGCCUUCGAGCACGAUUGCAAAUAUGUCCGCACAUCGAUCCUCAUUAAUCGUGGAACACAUGUUACCGGUCCGGCGCGAAUCUUCCUUUUGGCCGCUCUCGAGUCGUCUUAAUUUAACGAUAAUGUAUCGCGAACGCAGAACCGGAAUCGACGUCGGUCACGGAACAUUGCGAACGAAGCAGAACCGCAGGACAUCGUCAACGUACAACGUGAAGUUAAUUUAUUAUCGACGUUUAAUGCCCGGAGAGGACGAGAGGAUCGUCCAUUACGAUCGUCCAUUAAUUUGUAUUUGUAACCGCCCCUCGUGAAUAAUUUAACCGAAUGGAAUGGGAACGACAAACUCGCCAUCCGCCAGGGAAUCCUCCUGCCCGGAUUAUAUAAUCUGCGGAUGUCCCGUAGGACACCUGGACAACGCGACAAAAUGCCACGUAACAGACGUGGAUUACACGAUAGAGAAGCUGCGAGGACUCGUGUCGGAUUCUGUCACAGGCGAUCAAGUCACGCGAAUAUCACGACUUCUCUGCGACUACCUCCGUGAGAUCGGUGACGAGGGUUACCCAAUCAAGCACCUGCCGGCCGUAAUGCAGGUGCUAGAUUUUCUAGCCCGGAGGAGCAGGGGAAUCGACGACUACCGGGCGCAUCUGGACCGGAUGUUGCAGUUAUGCAGUCGACCGCCUCUGCUGAAACGUACAUCCGAGAGUCUCAUCAGCUCUGUCGUAAUGGAGCAGUAUUUCACGUUGCUGGGUCACCUGCUGAUGAUCCUGCCGAACGAGGAACAACGCCAGCAGAUUUGCGACGCGGUUGAUUGCUUAUUAAUCGGACGUGCAAGACUGACGAACGUCGCGGCGGUGAAGAUGGACUUUCGUCGUUGCGCUGUGGAGAAUUCCAGGUUGCCGAUUAUAGUUGUUGAAUUGCUGGAAACCGCAUUGCCGAAAACGUAUCCGAUGGUUUUGAGACUGGCCUUUGUACUCGCCUCGGUCUCGUAUCAGUGUUGUUACAGAAUGCUGGAGGCUGGCAUACUGAAUACUUUGCUCACCAGAAUGGACCUUCCUUACGCAACGCAAAUGCACUGCAUCAAGCCGCUGGACAUAUUGCUCGAAGGAGAAGAAUAUCCAUGGGACAUUAUGCUACUAAUCACAAAUCUCUUGUGGAACCUCAUGAAAUCCAUAUUACCGCCCAGAACGCUACCUGAAAAUUUGAGCAAUCUCCCUUCGCCCAAGCAAUGCGCCAUGUGGUAUUAUUUAUUAAUAACGUCUUAAUUGAUUAACAAUU